Aspergillus clavatus NRRL 1 is the source of this 927-nucleotide messenger RNA. RefSeq names its product putative peroxisomal dehydratase. The transcript is spliced from 5 exons. Bases 1 to 927 code for a protein of 308 amino acids. The record is from RefSeq and is a predicted model, not a curated record. Gene Ontology annotation, cellular component: peroxisome. Lineage: Eukaryota; Fungi; Ascomycota; Eurotiomycetes; Eurotiales; Aspergillaceae.
AUGUCGAGUCCCGGUGCUGGUCACGAGUUUCCCGCUCAGGCGGUCUCCUGGCUCAAACGCGACGUCUUGCUGUUCGCCAGCAGCAUUGGAAUCACAGCCGAUGAGCUGCAUUUUCUCUUUGAACUUCAUCCCAACUUUGCCGUUUUCCCUACGUACUCCAUUAUCCUGCCCUUCAAACUCACCGAUACUGAGGUCACCGAUUUCUAUACUCGUCAAAAAGCCAAUCCAGUCCCUGGCGUGCCCAAGUUUGACCACCGUCGCGUGGUUGAUGGUCAGCGUAAACUAACCGUCUACAAGCCCCUGCCUCCCACCAGUGCCGGAAAACAGUUCGAGUUGCGCAACAAGGUUAUUGGGGUCUAUGACAAGGGCAAAGCGGGCUCAGUGAUGGAGACCGAGCAGACGAUUGUCGAUAAAGCCAGUGGAGAGGUCUACUCCAGAAUGGUGAGCAGCGGAUUCUUUGUCGGACAGGGCAACUGGGGCGGUCCAAAAGGACCCAGUACCCCGAACUACCCUCCCCCAGAAGGCCGGAAACCCGACGCCACGUAUGAGAUCCAAACAACAACCGAGACUGCUCAACUGUACCGUCUGAACGGUGACUACAAUCCGCUACACGCUACUCCCGAGCCGGGACAGAAGAUGGGCUUUGGCGGAAUUAUCAUUCACGGGCUCUUCAGCUGGAAUACCACUGCCCAUGCCGUGCUCAAUGCCUUCGGGGACAGCAACCCCACCAACUUCCGCGAGUUCCAGGCUCGCUUUGCCUCCCCAGUGAAGCCCGGAGACCGGCUGAUUACCGAGAUGUGGCGCACCGGUGAUGUCACAGACGGGUUUGAAGAGAUUCGCUUUAUGACCAAGAAUGACAAGGGCAAGGUGGUCUUGAGCAACGGCCGCGCUUUGAUCAAGGUCACCAAUACGGGCUCUAAAUUGUGA